AUGGACCUUUUCUCUCUCAUAGGAACUACAGCCCUCGUAACGGGUGGCACCCGUGGUAUUGGCCAGGCUAUGGCCAUUGCGAUGGCCGAAGCUGGAGCAGAUAUUGUUCUUGUCCAGAGAGACACCAGCAACCAAGAGACGAAAUCUCAGAUUGAGAACCUCGGGCGAACAGCGACCAUUUAUACUGCUGAUCUUUCAUCGCAGGCGGAGGUGUCGCAGCUCGUCUCCGGCGUAUUGAAGGGUGGCCACGACAUCAACAUUCUUUUGAACUGCGCCGGAAUUCAGCGCCGACACCCCAGCCAUGUUCUCCAAGUCAACCUCACCACGGUGUUUACCCUCUGUCGCGACGUCGGCGCGCAUAUGCUAACACGCACUCCCGACCGGGCGGGUCAACGCGGUAGCAUUAUCAAUGUCGCAUCUCUGGUCUCCUUUCAAGGAGGUCUCACUGUUCCUGCCUACGCAGCAGCGAAAGGUGGCGUGGCACAACUCACCAAGGCAUUGUCAAACGAGUGGGCGGCGAAAGGAAUCAAUGUCAAUGCCAUUGCGCCGGGCUAUGUCGCGACCGAUAUGAACACAGCGUUGAUCCAAGACAAGGAACGUGCCGCUAGUAUUCUAGCCAGAAUCCCUGCUGGACGAUGGAGCAAUCCGGAUGACUUCAAGGGGUCAGUGGUGUACUUGGCCAGUCGGGCGAGCGCAUAUGUGAGCGGAGAGGUGUUGACAGUGGAUGGAGGGUGGAUGGGACGCUAG
Messenger RNA from Penicillium antarcticum, 747 nucleotides. RefSeq names its product 2-dehydro-3-deoxy-D-gluconate 5-dehydrogenase. NCBI's taxonomy places the organism in Eukaryota, Fungi, Ascomycota, Eurotiomycetes, Eurotiales, Aspergillaceae. The transcript has 3 exons. The coding region runs from base 1 to 747 and encodes 248 amino acids. The record is from RefSeq and is a predicted model, not a curated record. Gene Ontology annotation, molecular function: oxidoreductase activity, acting on the CH-OH group of donors, NAD or NADP as acceptor.